CUGAACCGAAUCUCCCAUAAAACUAACCAAAGCAACUUCUCAAGUCCAGUUGAACACCAAAACUAAUACAUCCUUCCAUAAUAUCCAUCUGCUGAUCUACAUCAAUCAGAAGAGUUUCCAGUUUGUUGCUUUCAAGUUGCUUUCAAGUUUUUUUCAAGUUUCUUGCUUCAAGAUGAUCAUGAUGAACCAUGUGAUGCGAAUGCCUCCUCAGGCAGUUGGCAAUGACAAUGGCGAAGCAGUAGUACCGGUAGUGGCACCCCCACCGGCAGCACUGCAUCGGUUUUCCAGUGGAUCCAAGAGCGACCAAGAUCAUGCGCCUGAAGUUCCUCGCUUUCCAAGAUCUUUAACUUCAUCCGUUUGUUCUCCCAGUUGCUGCAAUGGCACGACUACUACCAUCACCACUACCGCUACUAUACGCUCAGCUGACCUGAUGUUUGGCCAGACCUACGGAACACGCCGGACUAGAACCAGUCUAUUGAUGGACGAAGACAGUGGCCACAGUCAGCCAGAACAAGAAGAAGACGUGAACAUUCGCAGGUACAUGAGCAUCAGCAGAUCCAUGCAAGACACUAGUAACACUAUACUAGAUGCUUACAUGAUGGCUGGUCAAGCCAAUGCUACCAGCAGCACAUGCAUGACUCUGUCACCCCCGCAGUUUACGUCACGUCGCUCGGCGGAUUUCAUCCCUUCAACACCCAAACGAAGGUGCUCCCGAUACGACGAAGAUGAAGAUGACAACGACGAGGACUAUCAACUCCCAUUGUUUGAUGGCAAGAAGAAGCAAUACAAGAGAUGGUUUUCGGAUGCCUCCAAGACCAACCAUAACCGAUCCUCCACCUUGGCAUCUUGCUGCUUGAUGGGUUCUGCUGAUUCAAGCUGCCCACCACCUCCUGCCAUGGCCCGGGUCACGCAAUCAGAAGACCUUCGUGCCUACGACAGGCGUGAAGCAUUGAGGUGUCCUCAGAGACAACGAUCCAGAGAAAAUCUAAUGCAGCAACCAAACAUCCAUGCGCAUCUCAACUUGCCGCCGUGUCUGCCACCCGUGCCGACCACGACUCUGGCAAGGGCUACUCAGUCCGAAGACUUGCGAGCAUACUACCACGGCCGCAAACAAAGCACGCUCACAUUGCUGCCACCAGGAAGACGCCCUUCCUUGAAUACUACUAGUACGGAGACAAACAAGACGCCCAACAUGACCGAGCCCCAAGAAGCAGCAAGGGAUCACAGAAUUGUUGGCGGCAGAAAAGUCAAAAACUCCAUCUUGACCAAUGCCUUGCCCAAGACGAAGUUCACACCACAAAAGUCCCCGUCACAGGAGUGCCUGAGUGUCAUUCACUCCAUGCACACAUCGACUGCUCUGGAGCAAGAUUCAACAGUGGCGCCAGAAUUAUUAGUGGACAGCAAACACAACGUUCGUCGUCGCAGCAGCAGCAGCAGCAGAGUCCCUGAUGAGGAGGAGCAACGCAAGUCUCCUCCUGUUGUUCCCUACAUGAUUAUUGAUACUACUACAGUCCCCGACAGCUUGCUCCACUCGAACAACACACAUGGUUCUACUAGUAGAUCAUGCAGCAGUCGACGAAGCAGUAUCAGCAGUGUCAGUACCCACACCAGUCAUGGUACUAGCAGCAGUGGAAGCAGCAGCAUCAGUAGUAGUAGUAGUAGUGGAGGAAGCAGCAUCAGCUCCAAGAGUUGGUGCCAAAGUCCCGUCAGCGAACGUAGUCGAACGCGGCCGCUUGGAUUGGCACUCUCGCAGCCACUGGCAAUGCAAUCCGAACGCACAAGGUCUAGAUGGUGUCACUAACUAGGAGCUAAUAGCCUAGCUAGGUUAUCCCCCCAAAGAUAAAGGAAACUACUGUACUAGUAGCUAUUAAUACUAGCCUUCAAA
Molecule: messenger RNA, 1885 nt
Organism: Seminavis robusta
Lineage: Eukaryota; Bacillariophyta; Bacillariophyceae; Naviculales; Naviculaceae
Source: the annotation of a GenBank genome assembly